AUGGCUCAGAAUCAGCAACCAAUCUUUCAGACAAAGCCACCAGAACAUUUUGUGCAGAUUCCAAUAAAUCCCAUAAACAUCGAGCGUGAUUCAACCACACUCAUAAACCAAACCGGAAACAGAAAACCAAACCACUGGCCAACGAUUAUCAUCUCAAUCAUCUUCGUCAUCGUCGGUCAAUCAAUAGCCAGGCUCCUCGAAAACUUCUACUACGACCAAAUCAACCGCAGCGGCUACGACGAGAACCGUCAAAACGACGGCGUUUGGACUCAGUCUCUCCUCCAAUCCGUCGGAUUCCCUCUCCUCAUCCUCCCUUUCAUCAUCCUCACCAAGAAACACAACCGACAACAACCUCCGAUCACUUCCGAUCAAUCCCACUACAAAUCCCUCGCCGUAAUCUACAUCUGCAUCGGAAUCCUCAUCCCGGCUCAAGGAAGACUCUCCGCGAUGGGAAGGCUCGAGAUUCCAUUUGACCGUUUCACUCUCAUCUACACGACGCAGCUCAUCUUCACUCCGAUCUUCGGCCGUUUGUUCAACAAAACCAAAUUCAACCGAUGGAUGGUGAUCUCCUUGAUUCUCGCGAUCGUCACCGGAGCUCUCACUUUAUCUUCCGCAUUCGGCGGCGAGCCAGACGAAGCGGAGAUCAAUUACGGACGAGGCUCGUGGGCGGCUCUGUUCUCCGGGAUCUGCUUCUCUCUCCUCCUCUGCAACUUCCAAAACGUCUUGGACAAUUACAUCUACAAACGCACCGAAUCGACCACCAGAAAACCAAGCUUCGCCUCCGUCUUCGAGAUCAUAAUCUUCUCCUCCAUCGCCGCGUCGAUCAUCUCCGCCGUGGGUCUGCUGAUCGCCGGGGAGCAGCACGAGCUGAGGAGAGAGAUGAAUGGGUUCUCCAAGGGGAAAGGCUCGUACGUGAUGACCAUGGUGGGUCAAGCCGUUUCGUGGCAGGUCUACUGGGUCGGGAUCGUGGGGCUCGUCUUCUCCGUCUCGAACGUGCUGUCGCACGUGAUCAGCGUCAUCACGUGGCCGAUCGUGUCGGUGCUUGUGGUGAUCUUCUUCAAUUUCAUGGACGAUGAGCUCGAUGUCUUCAAAGGUGUCGCAUUGAUCACUGCCGCUUUAAGCGCCGCCGCUUAUUUCUUUAGGCUUCACAAAGAGAAUCGUGACAGUACGUUUUAA
Microthlaspi erraticum is the source of this 1176-nucleotide messenger RNA. The record is from the annotation of a GenBank genome assembly. Lineage: Eukaryota; Viridiplantae; Streptophyta; Magnoliopsida; Brassicales; Brassicaceae.